Molecule: messenger RNA, 959 nt
Organism: Fragaria vesca subsp. vesca
Lineage: Eukaryota; Viridiplantae; Streptophyta; Magnoliopsida; Rosales; Rosaceae
Exons: 2
Coding region: 37-375 (112 amino acids)
Source: RefSeq, a predicted model, not a curated record
AAGCGACCCGGCGGAGACGAACUCAAACAUCCUCCAAUGGCGGCAACCACCACCACCACCGCCGCCGCCGCCAAGACUUCAACUUCAACUCCCAAGCUCAAGAGCUUCGUCUCACUCCUCCUCCUGCUCAUCCUCCUCUUAUCAACCCUCUCCGGCACGUGCGGCGGAUCUGCAAACCGGAUCCGGGUGGGUAAGAAUAACCAGAUCCCCAGAUGCUGCGACAUGUCGUCGGAAGAACAGUGCUCGCAGAACCCCAACUGCCGCUGGUGCCGCAGCGAGUCCCUGGACGACAUGUGCUUCGCCAAGUCCGUGGCUCUGCGUCUGCCCCCUCAGGUCUUCACUUGCAAGUUGAUCCGAUUCAGCCAAAAGUUUUGAGCUUCUUUAAUUCGACUGGUUCUUAAUUCCACGGCGUGAAAUGAUUAUGGCGCAUUGUGCGAAUUUUGUGCAUCCAAUUUUGUGUUGGAAGUUGAUAAAUAAGGUGUGAUAGAUAGUUUAGUUGAGGACUUUGUUGGAGGAAAGGCUCUUCAUUUUUAGGGAGAUUAGUCGAAUCUAUGGAUUUUGCAGCUCCCUCGUGAAGCUGCUUGAGGGUUUUCAACUUUUCAUUUCCUUGACAAAGCUAGAUUUGAACCCUGCGAUAGCUAGCAAGUAGCACCUCUAUAAUAGGAGUUAGAUUAUCCUUUCAAGUCAUGUGUGGCACAAUUUGAAGCCGUGGCCUCCAACCCGUGACAUAAAAGUCACAGUGACAACAAGCGAGAUCUCUCAAGAAGAGGAAAUCCAUCCAGUUAAGAAGAUAGUGUGGCUGUAGUGCCAGAAACCGUUGGAGCUACUAGAAAGAACAAUGUUCCUGUGAGCAAAAAGAAACCUUCCAAGGAGUUGGAAAACGCAAAUCAGGGCCAAAUAUGCGAACGAAAAGAGAUAGAGGAAGGGAAAGGAAAAAUGCUCGAAGAGGCGCUAGCUAU